GGAGGGAGAGCGAGAGAAUGGCAGAGGAGAAGAAGGAGAGGGAGGGGCAGACAGAUUUAUUUCCACAGCUGAGUGCUGCCCCUCUCCUCUAUGUGGAUCUCGGUUAGACAGUUGAAAAUAGUGGCGAGAAACAAGGGGGAAGACUGUGGAGAAGAAGGGAAUAAACCAAGUGCAGGAGGAGGACUGUGGACAUGGAUACCCUCGCACUAGAGGCCACCAGCAGUAAAAAGCCGGCUAACGGGGCCGUGGUGGGUCCCCCGGUGCCGGUUCAAGCCCCUGUCAAACGCAAACCUGCUAAAAAAGCUAAAAAGGCUGUUGUUUUCUUUGAGGUGGAGAUACUGGAUGCCAAGACCAAGGACAAGCUCUGCUUCCUGGACAAGGUCGAGCCAAAUGCCACUAUCGGGGAGAUCAAGUCUAUGUUCCACAAGAGCCAUCCUCAGUGGUACCCAGCCAGACAGUCCAUUCGCCUCGACCCCAAGGGAAAGUCUCUGAAGGAUGAGGAUGUACUGCAGCAUCUCCCUGUGGGAACCACGGCAACCUUCUACUUCAGAGACCUGGGAGCCCAGAUCAGCUGGGUCACAGUCUUUCUGACAGAGUAUACCGGCCCUCUGGUCAUCUAUCUGAUGUUCUACUUCAGGGUUCCCUUCAUCUACGCACCCAAAUAUGACUUUACCACCAGUAAACACUGGGUCGUACAUCUCGCCUGUAUGUGUCACUCCUUCCACUACGUUAAGAGGCUGCUGGAGACGCUGUUUGUCCAUCGCUUCUCUCACGGAACAAUGCCGCUACGCAACAUCUUUAAAAACUGUACCUACUACUGGGGCUUUGCAGCGUGGAUGGCGUAUUACAUCAACCACCCGCUGUACACACCGCCCAUCUACGGGGAGCAACAAAUCCGACUGGCCCUCAUUGUAUUCUUGUUCUGUCAGAUCGGCAACUUUUCCAUCCACGUUGCUCUUCGGAACCUCCGUCCACCAGGCUCUAAGACGAGGAAGAUUCCCUAUCCAACCAAGAACCCCUUCACCUGGAUCUUCCUGCUGGUCUCCUGCCCCAACUACACCUAUGAGCUGGGUUCCUGGCUCGGCUUCACUCUGAUGACGCAGUGCCUGCCGGUGGCCUUCUUCACCUUGGUGGGUUUCAUCCAGAUGACUGUGUGGGCCAAAGGGAAGCACCGCAGCUACCUGAAGGAGUUCCGCGACUACCCUCCUCUCCGCUCACCCAUCCUGCCCUUCGUCCUGUAGAGGGCUACUUGACCAGUCCCUCACCCAUUCAGCUCUUCCCGAUUUGUAGGAGUCAAAUACACCCCUACCUCUCCUCCCCCAGCGCUAACAGAGAGGGUGACCCUUGUUCCAUCCUGCAAAAUGUACACUGGAGCUUAACCAACCAAAUAGUUUCUUCCCCUUCCUGUCUGCAGUUCCUGCCAUGUUGAGUGAAAAUGUAACACGUGUAACACUACACUUGCUGAAGUUGUUUUUAAUGCCCACAAACAAACCCAUUCUGAUUGAUUAAUUGACUUCUGAGUGUUUGAGUUCCCAGAGCAGUCUUCACCUUCAAACAACCCAGUGCAUACUGAAUGAAGUACUGAGUAAAAGAUAUUAAGAUGUCUACUACGCUUACGUCAUUUUAAAGUUGUUUUGGGGCUGCGUUUGGUGAUAUUCAGCAAAACUUAAAUUCUUCAGUUUUGAUAUCCAAUAAUCUAAAUUUGAAAUCAUGACAGCAUUUAAUUUUGUUGACUUCUGAAGUAAUUUAUUAAAAAAAGGUAAACAAAAA
This is a messenger RNA of Morone saxatilis (striped sea-bass), 1770 nucleotides long. RefSeq names its product trans-2,3-enoyl-CoA reductase b (gene tecrb). Gene Ontology annotation, biological process: very long-chain fatty acid biosynthetic process. Lineage: Eukaryota; Metazoa; Chordata; Actinopteri; Moronidae. The record is from RefSeq and is a predicted model, not a curated record. Bases 192 to 1241 code for a protein of 349 amino acids. The transcript has 11 exons. Gene Ontology annotation, molecular function: oxidoreductase activity, acting on the CH-CH group of donors.